AUGUGCAGCAGCGUGUACAUGGUAUCCGACGUGUGCAUAAAGGGCCGUGGGACGGUGGCGGUAGACAAUGCCUAUUCGCGGGCGGACUGGAAGACGACAAAGUCGUUUUCGGAAACGUUAAAGCACAGAAAGUCGAAGCAAUUCAAGCGUUGUUUCUACACGUUUCCCACACAGUGUAUGUUGGAAUGGAGAUUGGGUGUGGCUGUUCGUGCAUACAGCGGAACGCCGAAGGCACCGUCCGGGGGUCCACUAUCCGGAAUGGAAACGUUAAAGCACAGAAAGUCGAAGCAAUUCAAGCGUUGUUUCUACACGUUUCCCACACAGUGUAUGUUGGAAUGGAGAUUGGGUGUGGCUGUUCGUGCAUACAGCGGAACGCCGAAGGCACCGUCCGGGGGUCCACUAUCCGGAAUGGGUCGUUUCCGCAACGUGAUGGAGGUUGCGCGACCUGCGCAACCAGUUAUGGUUGUGGAGCAUACUGUGUAG
Molecule: messenger RNA, 483 nt
Organism: Phaeodactylum tricornutum CCAP 1055/1
Lineage: Eukaryota; Bacillariophyta; Bacillariophyceae; Surirellales; Neidiaceae
Exons: 1
Coding region: 1-483 (160 amino acids)
Source: RefSeq, a predicted model, not a curated record